Molecule: messenger RNA, 4023 nt
Organism: Callithrix jacchus (white-tufted-ear marmoset)
Lineage: Eukaryota; Metazoa; Chordata; Mammalia; Primates; Cebidae
Gene: FTO
Product: FTO alpha-ketoglutarate dependent dioxygenase
Biological process (GO): RNA repair; regulation of multicellular organism growth; DNA alkylation repair
Molecular function (GO): mRNA N6-methyladenosine dioxygenase activity; ferrous iron binding; broad specificity oxidative DNA demethylase activity
Source: RefSeq, a predicted model, not a curated record
ACUACGCUCUCCCAGCUGUCGGCCCUGGGAAAUUCUCCUGCUCCCAACCCCGAGGCGCUCGCGGGCGUCGCCGCGAGGCAUCCUGGGAGUAGUAGUUUUCUUAGCUCUGAGGGAGAAUGGCUCCAGGCGGGAUCAGGACGCUGAGAGAACUACAUGCAGGAGGCGGGGUCCAGGGCGAGGGAUCUACGUUGCUCUCUUGGCGAAGGCGGCUUUAGUGGCAGCAUGAAGCGCACCCCGACCGCCGAGGAACGAGAGCGCGAAGCUAAGAAACUGAGGCUUCUUGAAGAGCUUGAAGACACUUGGCUUCCUUAUCUAACUCCCAAAGAUGAUGAAUUCUAUCAGCAGUGGCAACUGAAAUAUCCUAAACUAAUUCUCCGAGAAGCUGGCAGUGUAUCUGAGGAGCUCCAUAAAGAGGUUCAAGAGGCCUUUCUCACACUGCACAAGCAUGGCUGCUUAUUUCGGGACCUGGUUAGGAUCCAAGGCAAAGAUCUGCUCACUCCGGUAUCUCGCAUCCUCAUUGGUAAUCCGGGCUGCACCUACAAGUACCUGAACACCAGGCUCUUUACAGUCCCCUGGCCGGUGAAAGGGUCUGAUAUAAAACACACUGAGGCUGAAAUAGCCACUGCUUGUGAGACCUUCCUCAAGCUCAAUGACUACCUGCAGAUAGAAACCAUCCAGGCUCUGGAAGAACUCGCUGCCAAAGAGAAGGCUAAUGAAGAUGCUGUGCCAUUGUGUAUGUCUGCGGAUUUCCCCAGGGUUGGAAUGGGGUCAUCCUACGAUGGACAAGAUGAAGUGGACCUUAAGAGCAGAGCAGCAUACAACGUAACUUUGCUGAAUUUCAUGGAUCCUCAGAAAAUGCCAUACCUGAAAGAGGAACCUUAUUUUGGCAUGGGGAAAAUGGCAGUGAGCUGGCAUCAUGAUGAAAAUCUGGUGGACAGGUCAGCGGUGGCAGUGUACAGUUACAGCUGUGAAGAGAUGGAGUUCCACCAUGUUGUCCAGGCUGGUCCCGAACUCCUGAGCUCAAGCAAUGCUCCUGCCUUGGCCUCCCAAAGUGCUGGGAUUACAGGCCCAGAAGUGGAAAGUGAGGAUGACUCUAAUCUCGAAGGCAGAGAUCCUGAUACUUGGCAUGUUGGUUUUAAGAUCUCAUGGGACAUAGAGACCCCUGGUUUGGCGAUACCCCUUCACCAAGGAGACUGCUAUUUCAUGCUGGAUGAUCUCAAUGCCACCCACCAACACUGCGUUUUGGCUGGUUCGCAACCUCGGUUUAGUUCCACCCACCGAGUGGCAGAGUGCUCAACAGGAACCUUGGAUUACAUUUUACAACGCUGUCAGUUGGCACUGCAGAAUGUCCGUGACGAUGUGGCCAAUGGUGAUGUCUGUUUGAAAUCCUUUGAGCCUGCAGUUUUGAAACAAGGAGAAGAAAUUCACAAUGAGGUUGAGUUUGAGUGGCUGAGACAGUUUUGGUUUCAAGGCAAUCGGUACAAAAAGUGCACUGAUUGGUGGUGUCAACCCAUGGCUCAACUGGAAGAACUGUGGAAGAAGAUGGAGGGUGUGACAAAUGCUGUGCUUCAUGAAGUUAAAAGAGAGGGGCUCCCCGUGGAACAAAGGAAUGAAAUCUUGACUGCCAUCCUUGCCUCGCUCACUGCGCGCCAGAACCUGAGGAGGGAAUGGCAUGCCAGGUGCCAGUCGCGAAUUGCCCGAACUUUACCCGCUGAUCAGAAGCCAGAAUGUCGGCCAUACUGGGAAAAGGAUGACGCUUCAAUGCCACUGCCUUUUGAUCUCACAGAUAUCGUUUCAGAGCUCAGAGGUCAACUUCUGGAAGCAAGACCCUAGAAGGAGCACCAGUCUCAGGCGGAGGAGGAAAAGAGGUCUUUGGCUUUUCUCCUCCAACCUUAUCAUGGGCUUACGCAAGGGCAGUGGAGACUUCUCUUGGCCCCCAGAUUGUAGCAUCCAGGUCCCAAUCCAAAACAGCUAGGAAAUGGUGCCCAUGCAAGUAUUUUAAAAUGAUCCUGUGUUAUAGUAUGAUUUGGUGUUAAAUAAGACCUCCUUCCCCCCAAAAAAAUCAUUCAGACUUUAAAACAUGAGCCAUUCAGCCCCUGAGGUCCAGGGCAGGUGACAGGAACAAGCCCAGCAUGUGACAAAGCCUGAUCUACUUUCAUCUUCCCAAGCUUUUUCAGAGACUGGAGUGAACCCAGCCCUCUGGGGAAAGACAGAACGUGGAGAGCUCCAUCCUAGUCUCUCUCACACCCAUGGUGCUGUCCAAUAUGGUAGCACUAGCUAGCUGUGGCUACUUCAAUUUCAAUUCAGUUUUCACUUUAAUUAAAAAUUUAGCUCUUCAGUUGCCUGGGCCGCAUUUCAAGGGCUUAAUAGCCUCAUCUGGCUAGUGACUGCUCUAUUGGAUGGCACAGAUAUGGAACAUUUUCACCACUGUAGGAAGUCUUAUUGGACAAACGCUUCUAUCAAAAGUUUGAGAGCAGGAAUUCUCUUUUCCAUUCCUCUGUAGCCUCUAUCCCCAAAGGCCAAGAAACUGAAAGAGAAAUGUCUCAUUGAGGAUUGGCCUCUCUCCUCUCUCUAAGACAAACCUAAGUAAACACCUGAGCUUUGAGCCCUAAGCUCAGUGCCCAGGAAUGAGAUGUUAACAAUUAAAAUUAAGUUGAUAGUCUGUCUUAGGUUUCCCUGAUCUAAUGAAAGAGACGCAGCCCCAUUUACAUUAUUUCACGGAUUUAACCAGCACAGUAUAGUUUUUUCCAUAAGCCCCUCAUUCCUGUGUAAUGACAGGUAGAACUGAGGGUUGAAGAACCUCAGUGCCCCAUCCUGAUGAUCUUGGAGACUCAGAGACAAUGGCGAGGGGAGCGUAAAACCUGGGCUUUAAGAUUCCCAUUAGCUCCAUGUGCUUUGGCAUGUUAAUAUGCCUCAGUUUCCUCAUCUGUAUAAUGGGAAUAUAUGAAACACGCCACUCCCAAGAUGAAGAUUAAGAUGAUAUAAUAACAGACUUAGGACAAUUUCCAGCACAUAGUUAAAUACCCAGGAAAUACCAGUACUGUUAUGUGUGGGUGAGAUUUUUUUUUCCUCUCUCGUUCUUACCCCUACACCUGUUUUAUCUAGUGAUGCCAUUAGCACAUCUCUCCCUUUCUGACCUGGCUCCUGCCCAUUGGUGCCCCAGAAAUCAUGAGAAUAGUUAGCCCCCCUCUCCCCAGCCUGUUGCCUUCUCAUGUAGUUAUUCACAGUAGUUGAGAAGUUGAAGAGCUUUUGCCUAUUGAAGGUGCACUGAUGAUAAACUCUUUCCUGCCACCAGAAUUGCAUUGGAUCACAGGGUGUGCUCAUUCUCACGCAGUUCAUAGCCACAGAACCGUCACAUUAAGCAAAGCAACCAGGAUCUCAUCGUGUUGAGACUCGAGUCUCUUAGACCUUGGAUUCAUUCCCUAGUGUCUUUGAGCAUCGGUUUCCUCGUCGGUAAGAGAGAAGUGAAGCACUCUCACAGGUUGUUACAGAGAUCACAUGAAAUAACAUAGGCCAGGAAGGCGUGGCACAUGAAAGUCACAGACGGGGCACCCUCGGGCCAUCCAGCCCAGUGUUUUCUGUAGCCCCCAUGAUGUUCUUUUUUUGUUAUAUUCCAUUAGGGGCCAAUAUUUAGAAAUUGGGAGAUUUCACAUAAAAUUAAAAGGUCUGCAUUUUCUUUAGAACUUAGAACACCCAGUAGUCCUAGGACCCCAUCCUCACAUGGCAACAAGCUAAAUAGCGUCUUUCUGCUGCAAAGUGGGACAUGACCCAGCCUAUGGUUUGCUGUAUUCCCUCUUUUUUUCCAUUUUAUCAUUUAUCGUGAACCUGACCUGCGUCACCCCUUCACAUCAGCGCUCUCCAAACCUGCUUGCUUGCACCCCUCUAGUCGAAAUGUUUUGUGCUCACCCCAAUAUAUGUGUGUGACUAUUGAACUCAGUUCGUAGACUGCUUGUACUAAUGUCAUGUGCACCACAAAAUAUUCAUAUACAAUAAAAAUAUUAAAAGGAUGAGAUAGGAAACCAA